GAGCAAUAUCAAAACGUUCAAUAAUAACAAUAGAGCAUGUGAAAAGUUAUUAUCGCUUUUCAUACUUUUAAAUAGUUUUAUUCAGUGAACGUGAAAAGUAAUAACUCGUAUUUGUAUUAAAGAUGUCUUUAAAUCCAUUAAACGAGCUAAAACGUCGGCUAGACGAUGACAAAACUCCUUUGCCAAAAAGAUUGUGUUUGGCUAAAAAUGUGGUGCAAUCCCACCACUUCCCGACUGGACCUAAAGAAAGAAUUGUGGCUGAAUGGCUUUGUGCCUUGACCUCUAGAAAUAGGCUGAGCAGUGAAGAGCUGAAGAGUGUUCUUGAUUGGUUGUCUGUGGCUGAUGAUUUGACAAGUGAAUUGAAAAGUAAACUGAUCCAGAUCGUAGCAGAAUUCACACAAAGGAAUCCAUUACAAACAGUAGAAAUACGAUACAUAUCAACAUUCCUAGAGAACCCUAAAAUAUUACCACAGUUGAGCUUACAGACGGACGAAUACCUUACGAUAACAAUCACACUACUACAACAUUUAAAAAAUGACAAUAAUACACAAAUCAGCCAGAAAAUUCUAAACAAUUUUAUAAAAUAUUACCGAGAAUCUAAAAAGAAAUUAGAUUUUAUCAUAAAGUUCUUAAAUGGAGAAAACUUAGAAACAAUAUUCAGUUUUCUCGACACAGAUUGCCGUAAAACUGCUAUAGAUGUAUGUCAAAAUAUUCUGUUUCCGAUCAAUAAGAAGACUUUCUUUAUCAGUUUCCUACAAACUUUAAUAAGGAAGGAUAAUUUAGAAGAACUGAUUGCGGAGAAAGGAGACAAUAUACAAUCAGUCAUCAAAAUAAUGAACACAUUCUUUGAAUUCCCAAGAAAUCGGUCCGAUAAUGAUACAUUGUUCUUACACAAUUUUAUUGAUGUCUUUGUCAGUUCUUUCCAAAAAGAAAAUCAGAUUAUCUUUGCCUUUUACAUUAUGGUCACUAACGUUUUAAAUAUGGAACAGAGUUUUAUCGUGCCAGCUAUGAAUUUACCACCAAUUUUAGAAGAUGAUGCAAAAACUAAACGAUUGCUAUUUUUAAAUAUGCUGGAGGUUUUAUUACGUAAUGAAAUCGAUAUAAAUGUCCGCCUAACUGAUACGUUUGGCGAGAAAAUAUCAAAGGUUGAGAUCAAAAAGAAUUUCACUUAUUUUCUUCAAACUGUGAUGAUGGGGCAGCUGAAAUUGGAAGGGAAACUAGACAAAACUACAUUGCAAAUAAUUAAAACUGCUUUAAAACUUGAUCCUGUGUUAAUCGAACAAAAAAUUGAUACAAUUUUACCACCAAUAAUGACUGCAAAGAAGAAUAGCUCUAGUUUAUCAGAAUCUUACACAGAAACAAUAAAUUGUUUAUUAGAAAUCCUCUUCAAAUUAAGUAGAGGAACAACAUUUUUAACUCAAAUCCUACCAUCGGUAAAGAAUAUUUUGGAAGCUGGCAACACUGAGCAGUUUGAAUUGAAACAAAAGGUUUUGGAAGCAAAACAAGAUGGCGUUGAUUGUGAGAAAAUAGAGGGAAAAAUAAUUACUGGUUCCGAUUUGUUUCCACGAGAAUGUGUGACUUUGUAUGGGAAGUUGACUUCAGAAUUGAUGUUCAGACAGAAUAAGGAACUUUUGGAGUCAUUGCAGAAAGACUUUGAAGUACAUUGCUUGAUGAUGCUUGAAGAAGGGUUUGUCAGUCCUUCAAUAAUAACGCUAACGGAAGUACUGUCCGCCAUUUUGUCGUCCUUCCUCCAACAGAACAAGAUGGCGGACCACACAGUCCCGCUGAACAUAGCUGAAGGAUUCUGGAAUAUUUACUCUAAGUUCGAAACCGAUUGCCUAGCUAAGUUCGGAGUAUGUGUAUUGAAACUUAGUUAUAAUCCACCUCUUGUAAUAUCAUUCCUGAAGUUAUGUCAAAGUUUCGCUCAACUAAAGUUGUUGAACAUAAAGUAUAGUAACGUGAAACUGGACAUAUCUCCUGGUAGUGAUACAUCGGAGGUUUUUGAUCUUAGUAUGUUAUUACCGUGCUUGAAUAGCCAGCAAUGGAUUACACUCGCUGAGAAGAUUCAGGAUGAUGAAGCUGUCGUUUUUUUGAACAAUCUACUUUUAGCCAAAACAUUGGCCCUCCAACUAUUGUCAGUAAGCAACCAACAAGAAUACCCAACAAUUACUGCAACAAAGACACAUUUGAUCAAACAAAUUGCCACCAACCCAACACUGCUACAAGACACAUAUUUCUGCAAAGCAUUAUUCACUGGCUUAGAAAAAUCACACAUAAAGACAUUGACCAAAUGUUUGAUCAAACUUUGCUUGGACGACUCUGAGUUAGAUGUACUAAGAAUUGAUGCAGUGGCAAACAAUAGAGAAUUGCUAAACAUGUUGGUAUUGGAAACAGCUAAAAAUAUAGCUAGAACCUUUGAAAACGGUGAAUCCUUCAGCAAAGUGUUAGGCAAAACUGAUUUCAAUAUAAUUUCAUAUGGAAAGGAAGUAUCCUUAGUGGAAUACUUCAAUGACAUAACUAUAAAUCCUGAAUCACAAGAUAUAUUGAAAAACUCUGUAAAUAUCUUCAAACAAUUACCAAUCCAUUACUUGGAAGAAAACUACCAAUUAGUAGCAAUUUUUGUUAUGCUGGCAAUAAAGAAAUGUUCAACUGUCAAAAAACUGAAACGUAGUAUAGAUUAUGUACUACAAAGCAUAUACGAAUUGAGUUUACAGAGACCGGACUUAUACCAAUUAUUCCCAGCCGAUAACAUAUUUAAUUUCAAGGAUAAUUCUCUAUUAGAAUUACUGACAUUAAGAAUUAAAACGCCUAACACUUUGCUUAUAAUCAAAAGCUUGUUAGAAUUAGCUGUGAAAAAGGUUCGAGUAGACAGUGAUCAAGUGAAAAAUAUAGUUGAAAAGUUAUUAAAGAAGAAUAAGAAGUCUAUUUCUGAUAUAGAAUCUUUCAACGAUCCUGUGUUCCAAAUCACUUGUCUGAUACUCCCAUCAAUAGUAAAGCAAAAGAAAGCUAUAACCGCAAGUGCAUUCCGAUCAAUACUAGCCGAUCUUCAAGAAAAGCUACACAAAUCUCUACUAGAAUCGUUUAAAAACAUUGAUUUUGGCAAUAGUAGUUUUUCAUUUAACAAUACUGGUAGCACUGAAGAUAGUGUUGUGCAAUCGGAGAGUAGUGUGGCAACAUUGAAUGCUAUGGUUGCUUAUUCGUUGACUCUUUCAAGGUAUUCCGAAAAUCCGGAUGGGGAGGAUGCCAAAAAUUUGGACUGUUUAUUAACUGCUUUGGAGUUCUUCGUACAAAACGCUAUAAAAACAACAGAAAAUCCAGACUCGAAGCCUCAACACAUAGACUCAUCAAUCCAGCUUCUAAACGUUGUUCUACGGCGCAUGAAGAAACUAGAAACUCACUCAAUAUUCCAAGAAAAAGACAAAUUAUUCCUUCAAAUAUGGCGUUGUAUAAAAACUCGCUUAAUUUUAGAGCAAGAUAAGAAAACAAUAAGUGGUAAUAGUUAUGAAGAAGUCGGUACAACAUUGAAAUUACUGUGUGAAUUAUCUUCAGUGGAUUGUUAUUUGACCAAUUUCGUCAGUGAUCUCAAUAAUUUGGUUGUUUUGAAGAAACCGUCUCAACAAAAAGACAACAGCGCAGAGAUCAAAUCUCGCAAAGUUUUCAAAUUCCUAUGGUCACAAUGUCUCAAAGCGAACAUCGUUGGCCCCAAAUGUGUUGCCAUGUCAAAAUUAAUGCACCGCACUUGUAAGAAUUUGAGGAAUUGGAUGAGGCAACACUAUGACUACGAAGACAGUGUUGCCAGAGUAAAUGAAGAUAUUUCUACCGAAGAUUUAAUUGUGAAAGUUAUUAAAGUAGAUGAUGAUGUUUGUGAAAUUGUAAGAUUGGACAUAGAUGCGUUGUCGGAACUACUUUUGGCGGCUAAGAAGAUAUCCUUAGACUACAGUUUCGUGGACGUCACAUUCGAAGUACAGCACUUAAUACAUUAUGUACUAAGUAAUAAAUAUAAUUUGAAGUUCGAUAUAUCCUGGGAGGCAUUCUUCAUGUUAUUUGAGGGGUGCGUCACGGUACUAAAUAAUAUGUUGCUGGCUAGAGAAGAGGUUUUAGAGGACAGAUGGCCAUGCUACAUGCAAUGCUACAGAGCGCUUAUUAUAUCGCUCUGUGAACGAGCGACGUCACACGCCCAGCUAGAGAGGAGGAUCGAAGAAAAACUCGCUGAAAUGGCGCAUUCUAUUGAGAAAAUUACCCAAUCAAUAAGCAAGCGUAAGAAGCACGUCUCAAGAAUAGCAGCCUACACGGUAGCAGAUCUUUGCACCUCCCUAGAAAGGAAUGCGCCAACUAAAAUGGUGCGACAACAUCUAGAAAAUUCCGUAGCCCUACUCAUUCAGGCGUGUGAUAGUACCUACGCUAUGUCCUUCUUGAAACGAGGUCUUGUUGGCUAUGUCGGACAAAUGACAAUGACCAAUUUGUACACUAUGUAUAAGAGGUACCAUAAGUAUAUGGGGAAUUCUUAAAAUUAUAUUACAUUAUUGUUAUAAAAAUAAAUAGUCUAUAUUUCUAUAUGAACUGUCUGAGAAUGUAAUAGGAAUUGAAAAUGGUUUGUGAACUAUAAUGAAACCUUGAUAAUUUGUUUAAAAAAAACACCAUGAACUGUCUAAGAAUGUAAUAAUAAUUAAAAAUAUUGUGGCCCCAGUCAUGAUAAUUAUUCGCUAAUAAGCAUGAAUACACAAUAUCUGUGUCUUAUUAGAAUAGGGCCUACAUUGAAAAAAAAAAACUAAAAUCAUCUGAUUGAAAAAUGAACCAAUGAUAUUGUCUUGCUGUAUUUUUUUUAUGUUUUACCAGUGGUAAUCCUGUACAUUUUUAUUAUUGUUAAAAUGUUCAUCAAGUUUUUUUUAAUGCUACGACGGUGGCAAACAAGCACACGACCCACCUGAUGGUAAGUGGUUACCGUGGCCUAUGUACACCUGCAACACUUAGGGCAUUACAUGCGUCUUGCCGACC
Molecule: messenger RNA, 4995 nt
Organism: Spodoptera litura
Lineage: Eukaryota; Metazoa; Arthropoda; Insecta; Lepidoptera; Noctuidae
Source: RefSeq, a predicted model, not a curated record